This is a messenger RNA of Physella acuta, 618 nucleotides long. RefSeq names its product ATPase inhibitor mai-2, mitochondrial-like. Gene Ontology annotation, molecular function: ATPase inhibitor activity. The record is from RefSeq and is a predicted model, not a curated record. NCBI's taxonomy places the organism in Eukaryota, Metazoa, Mollusca, Gastropoda, Physidae. Gene Ontology annotation, biological process: negative regulation of ATP-dependent activity. Gene Ontology annotation, cellular component: mitochondrion.
ACAUUCUAAAAGGUGUAUCGAUACUGCCACACUAAAAAAUUGACCUUCAGAUUCUUGUUUUCAUCAACAUCGUUCUGAUUAAACAUGGCUUUGCGGCUCAGUACAGUAUUGCGUACUUCAACGUUACGUUUGAUGAGUGCACGGUCAUUAAGUGGUGGACAGUUAGGUGAUGGUGCUGGAAAAGGAGGUGGCUCUGGCGGUGCAGUAAGGGAAGCUGGUGGGUCAUUUGGUAAAAUGGAAGCUGCAAAGGAGGAGCAAUAUUUUCGCCAAUUGCAAAAAGAACAAUUUGAAAAAAUGAAGGAAUUGUUGGAAGAUGAAGUUUCCCACCAUGAACGCCAAAUAAGACAGCACAUGGAGGCCAUUGAGCACCACAAGAAAAAGAUUGAUCGUCUCCAUAAAAAGACAAGUGGGAGUGAUUCAGAUUAAAUUGAUAGCAGCUGGUUGCUGAAGUCAUAAAACCAAGUGAAUGGCAAAAGUUUGCAAAUUAUCUCGUUACAGUUUUUUCUACUUGGAUGUAUGAGUAUAGUUUGCUGUUCUUGAUGUAUAUUGCCUUUAAAUUUAUUGUAAUUGUUAUUCAGUUGUAAACUAGAAUAAAUGUGUGUGAUCCAUUACAAUUUA